This is a messenger RNA of Momordica charantia (bitter melon), 1027 nucleotides long. Its product is annotated as small ribosomal subunit protein eS7. Gene Ontology annotation, biological process: ribosomal small subunit biogenesis; translation; rRNA processing. Gene Ontology annotation, molecular function: structural constituent of ribosome. Gene Ontology annotation, cellular component: cytosolic small ribosomal subunit; 90S preribosome; small-subunit processome. The record is from RefSeq and is a predicted model, not a curated record. NCBI's taxonomy places the organism in Eukaryota, Viridiplantae, Streptophyta, Magnoliopsida, Cucurbitales, Cucurbitaceae.
GGCAAAUAAUUCCUAGGGUUUUCUAGGGUUUUUAGUUCCUUACAGUCCCAGUCGGAAAGUCCCCUCCUCUUAUCCUUCCUGCUUCCACAGGUUCCGAUCUUCAGAAAUUUAAAUCCGAACAUUUAUUUGCUAUUCUUUCGUUGAAUCGUUCUUCUUCUUGCGCCUUGUUGAUUGAAGUUACUUGUGAUUUUGGGCGGUCCUGCGGGUAAUCGAGAACAGUGGAUUUUGUUAGGUUUUUUUCCCUUCGGAUAUUUGAGGGCUUAAUCUUGAUUUGAAAAGAUGUUUUCGGCGAGGAAGAAGAUCCACAAGGAUAAUGAUGUUGACCCCACAGAAUUUGAGGAAACUGUUGCUCAGGCUUUUUUUGAUUUGGAGAACACCAACUCCGAGCUCAAAAGUGACCUGAAGGAUCUUUACAUUAAUUCAGCAAUUCAAGUUGAUGUUUCUGGAAGCCGCAAGGCAGUUGUGGUCUAUGUACCCUUUAGAUUGAGAAAAGCCUUCCGCAAGAUUCACCUGAGGCUUGUAAGAGAGCUAGAGAAGAAGUUCAGUGGAAAGGAUGUGAUUCUGAUUGCUACUAGAAGGAUAUUGAGACCUCCAAAGAAAGGAUCAGCUGCGCAGAGGCCCCGUAGCCGAACUCUCACUUCUGUGCAUGAGGCAAUGCUAGAGGAUGUUGUAUUGCCUGCUGAGAUUGUUGGAAAGCGUGUUAGAUACCGAGUUGAUGGAUCUAAGAUUAUGAAAGUUUACUUGGAUCCUAAAGAACGGAAUAACACCGAGUACAAACUGGAGAGCUUCGCUGCUGUUUACAGGAAGCUUUCUGGGAAAGAUGUUGUUUUCGAGUAUCCAAUUACCGAGGCUUAAGAAACCUUAUUAUGUUGCACUCUUUAAUGUUUAUUCACCAUAGGGUUGCAAAUCAGGUGGGAGCUUUUCAAUUUUGAUUUCAAGUGAUAGAUUUUUUGAGACUUUUUUUGAAUCUGUGAUCUUGAACUAUACUUUAUCUCAUUGAAUUAAUUCUCCGGUUCUAGUGACAUUC